AUGUUUUUGGUGAAAUGUUUUGUGUUAGCGGCUUUUGUGUUAACAAGUUGUGUUGCCAAGCCUGCAAAUAGAGAGUUGUCUGUAGAAGAAGAUUUGGAAUUAGAGAGACAACUUAAGCUUUUGAAUAAAUCGCCUGUUAAAACGGUCGAGACUGAAUAUGGUCAGAUCUAUGAUUGUAUAGAUUUUUACAAACAACCUGCGUUCGAUCAUCCUCUCUUGAAAAACCAUAAUUUUCACCCUCAGAUGAAACCAAGCAAUGUGAAUAGACCAGAGAAAAUUGAGAAUGAAGAAGAGCGAGAACGACGUCGUAACGAUAAAACAAAAUCAGUUACUUUAAAAGGAGUUGGAUGUCCACGUGGCACAGUCCCAAUUAGAAGAACUACCAAAGAAGAUCUAAUAAGACAAAAAGUAUUCAACCAAAUGUUUGACUCAAAUAUUCAUCCUCAAACCGAUUCCGAACCGGGUUUGCACUAUGCAGGAGGUAGAGUCCGACCAGAGUGGAUAAAGAAGAAUAUAGGAGGAGCAGAUGCUCACUUCGCUUUAUACCAAACUCCAUAUGUUAACCAACUUCAAUUCUCUUCCGGUUUAAUCAAAGUAUCCAAUGGUACAGAUUUCAUCAAGGCUGGUUGGACGGUGAAUCCGACGCUAUAUGGAGAUGAUCGUUGCCGGUUAUUUGCAUAUUUGCAUACGCGUGAACAACACUGUUUCAACAUGAACUGUCCAGGUUUUGUGAUAACAAAUUCCGAUAUACCUCUUGAUUAUGCAUUUCUAGAGGUUUCAAAGACCGGAGUGCUUAUGGUCGAAGCUAGAUUCUACAUUUUUCGAGAUCCAUUUAAUGGAAACUGGUGGUUAAACUUAGGAGAUAAAGAUAAGGAACAAAAUAUCGGCUUUUGGCCGUCUCGCAUCUUCACUGAUUUAGCAUACAAUGCAGACGAUGUUUUUUGGGGUGGAGAAUUGUUCACGAUUCCAAACUCGAAGAGUAGUCCGAUGGGCAAUGGACUACAAGUUGAGUACGAUGACCCGAAACUUUAUGCGUACGCUCGUAAUAUCUCUGUAGUAGAUGCUGAUAGUCAGGAAAUCAUUGGUGUGGUAGGUGCUAAUCAGAUGUUGGGGAGACAAAUGGUUUUGCUUGUGAGGGGGAAAUGGUUCGAAGGCGGGAAUGGAGUGUGGACUUUUCUGACGGAGCGCACAGGGAAUAGCCAAGCUGUUUUUCUCAGCUCAAGGAUGAAGUUCAAGGAAGUGGUGAAGCUGACUAAAGAGAAAAUGGGGAUACACGAGGACGUCGGCGUGGCUCUUACUUACCAGUGGCCCGUGUACAUGCUUAUGGACGACGGGAGGGACGCACCACCAGUCUCCAUAUGA
Eutrema salsugineum is the source of this 1362-nucleotide messenger RNA. RefSeq lists its product as uncharacterized. The transcript is spliced from 8 exons. NCBI's taxonomy places the organism in Eukaryota, Viridiplantae, Streptophyta, Magnoliopsida, Brassicales, Brassicaceae. Bases 1 to 1362 code for a protein of 453 amino acids. The record is from RefSeq and is a predicted model, not a curated record.